AAAGCGGCGGACCACGCCGCCUGCGGGGCAGAGCCCCGGGUCCACCCCAGCCGAGGGUCCACCCCAGCCUGCGGCCGAGCACGCGGAGCGGCCUCUUUAAAACCGGAGCAGGCCGCCGGCGAGCCCCGCCCCGGGGCGGCCCCGACACGACACCCGAGCCAGCCGCGGCCCGGCUUCCAGCCCAGCUGCCCGGGCGCCCGCCGAGCCGAGGAGCCGAGCCGGGGCCGCGGUCGGCAUGGCCCAGGCGUUCGUGAGCAGCAGGCUGCAGCCCGGGAAGGUGGUGGUGUUCGUCAAGCCCACCUGCCCCUACUGCCGAAGGGCCCAGGAGCUGCUCGGCGCGCUGCCCCUCCGGCCGGGGGCUCUGGAAUUCGUCGACAUCACGGCCGCGGGCGACACCAGCAGCAUUCAGGACUAUCUGGAAAAGCUCACGGGCGCCAGGACGGUGCCUCGGGUCUUUAUCGGAAGAGACUGUAUCGGUGGCUGCAGCGAUCUGAUAGAAAUGAAUCAGAGUGGGGAACUGUGCAAGCGGCUACAGCAGAUUGGAGCUCUGCAAUAAUUACAGAGCAGACCCCAGGAUGAUAUCCCCCUGAGAGCUGGAUGGCAUUUCAAAUGAUAACCACACUUCCUGGCGGAUGGAUCCGGGGCUAACAGCCACAGCAACCAACUGUUUAUUUAAAAUUCUGAAAUAUGUUAACCAAAAAAAAAAGGGGGGGGGAGUGAGGGGGCUCUGGGCAAAAAUAGCUUUUUGUUCUUUUGAUUCAGUAUUAAAAGUGGACCAACUUGCCCCAAACCACAGGUCUGAGAAAGUUGAUGGGUAUCUUAUGUUUCUUCUCGAUUGGCCCUUUGGGUUCCAAAAGACCAUGACAAGCUAUGGCUUGGGAUUCACUCAGUGACCCAAAAGGUGUCCUUUCUCUUUGGCACGUGUCUCCUCCUGACCGCUCUCCAUAUGCUAGGACUCUUCUACCUCAGAGCCAGUGUUUCUCAACCAAGUUUAUCCCAAGUUGAUCCAAGUUUAGGAUGAAUCUGUAACUGGUUUUCUGCUACUGCCUGAAAGUUACUUUGUUGAAUUUGACUUUAUAGAAUUUGCAUCAUGAAAGCAACAGGUAUUUUGAUAUGCUUUUUCAAGCUACAUGUUUCUCCAGUCAUGAUCCCCACCCCACUCCACCCUAUCUUGAGAAUCUUUGCUCCGAAUCAGUGUUCUUAACCUAGACAACUCAGAGAGCUCCUAGGAAAUGUUCAACAAUUCCAGGAAGGGUCUAGAGGACCCAAUUUGAGAAACACAUGAAAAAUUAAGCGCAGUUGGUCUUCACUUGGUGCCACAGAGAUAGGGGUAUAAGCACAGCUGCUGCCUUCAUGGGGCAUCUCUCUUAUGCACGGUGGUCAUACAGGUAAUCCUCAAUAAGUGUGUCUUAACUUGUUUAGAUUAUGAACAAAAGUAAAAUACAACAUCUAAAAUGUUAUCACAGAAAACUUGCAAACCCCUCUCCCUAGAAUACGUCUAUGAAAGUGGCCAUACUUGAGAGGCGUGGUCCUAAAUGAUUUUCUCUCUCUCUCUCCUUUUUCCCCCUCCACUCUUAUGGUGCAGUUUGUUCUAGAAAUGCAAUAUUAAUUUUGCUGUUCCUAAUGUGAAUGGUUAAAUGAUGGUGAUUUUUGUCUGUUUCUUUUCUAUAUCCUCAAUACCUUAAGGAAUCAUGUUAAUGUGAAGUACACCGCAUUCAAACUGUAUUCAUGUUUGUCCCCUACCAUUAUAAAUAAAGGCACAUGCUAUUUUCCUUCACUGAGUACAAA
Canis lupus familiaris (dog) is the source of this 1788-nucleotide messenger RNA. RefSeq names its product glutaredoxin (gene GLRX). The transcript has 3 exons. Bases 236 to 556 code for a protein of 106 amino acids. NCBI's taxonomy places the organism in Eukaryota, Metazoa, Chordata, Mammalia, Carnivora, Canidae. The record is from RefSeq and is a predicted model, not a curated record.